CCCACAGACAAACACAUACAUACAUACCACACUGACACAAACACAGUGAGUGUCACACACUAUUUAUACUUCAUCAGUUCAUCCCACCUUGUUUUCCAUUUUCUGUGUUCGCUUCUUGCUUACACGUUGAAUUUCCCACCAAACCCGUGCCUAGAUUGAUUCUCUUUCACCUUUUUUCACAGUCCAUUUUCACCUUGCUAUAGCAAAUGCAAGAUAGUGUCAGUAACAGAACAACCCCAGUUCUUUUAUCUGUUAGAAAACUUGGUUUCUCAAGAAAAGUCCCUUUCUUAAUCCCUUUCUUAAUCCAUCUCUUAAUAACUGCAAUUUAGUAAUGUGGGGUAGGUGGGUGUUUCAUGAUGUUGAGUGUGUGUGUGUGUGUUCAAUGUAAAGUUGUGUUCUUUGUGAUCUUUUGUGAGAUGGGUCUCUCCUGUUUUUGAAGAUUCAGGUGGUGGUAUUGAGUGAGUGCUGCAUUCAAUGGACACCAAUGGGAGACUAAUUGCAGGUUCACACAACAGGAAUGAGUUUGUUCUUAUCAAUGCUGAUGAAACUGCAAGAGUCAAUGCUGUUACAGAAUUGAGUGGGCAAAUUUGCCAGAUCUGUGGUGAUGAGAUAGAGGUGACAGUGGAUGGGGAACCAUUUGUUGCUUGCAAUGAAUGUGCGUUCCCCGUGUGCAGACCUUGCUAUGAGUAUGAAAGAAGAGAGGGGAACAAAGUUUGCCCUCAGUGUAAAACCAAAUACAAGCGCAUAAAGGGUAGUCCUAGAGUUGAGGGUGAUGAAGAAGAGGAUGGUGUUGAUGAUUUGGAAAAUGAGUUUGACAUUGGAAGCAAUAUCAGGUGCGACCAUCAUCACAUUGCUGAGGCCGUGCUCUCUGCUCGCCUCAACACUGGUCGUAGUUCACAAAUGGAUGCUUCAAGAGUCACUACGCCAUCGGAGUUUGAUGCGGUUUCUGUGGCUGCUGAUAUUCCUCUCCUGACAUAUGAUAACGAGGAUGUUGGCAUUUCUGCUGAUAAACAUGCGGUCAUUAUUCCUCCAUUUGUGUCUCGUGGGAGACGGGUUCAUCCUAUGCAUUUUCCUGAUUCAACUGUGCCGGUUCAACCCAGAGCUAUGGAUCCUAAAAAAGAUUUAGCUGUUUAUGGAUAUGGAAGUGUUGCAUGGAAGGAACGAAUGGAGGAAUGGAAGAAAAAGCAGAAUGAAAAACUUGAGGAGGUUAAGGACAAAGGGGGUAAGAACUGUGAAAUAAAUGGUGACCAGAUUGAUGACCCUGAUUUGCCAAAAAUGGAUGAAGGGAGACAGCCACUGUGGAGGAAGCUUCCUAUUAGUCCAAGCAAGAUAAAUCCAUAUCGAAUUAUAAUAGUGCUCCGAAUUGCUGUUCUUGGCCUCUUUUUUCAUUAUAGAAUCCUCCAUCCAGUCAACGAUGCAUACGCAUUGUGGCUUACAUCAGUAAUAUGUGAAAUCUGGUUUGCUGUGUCAUGGAUUCUGGAUCAGUUUCCAAAAUGGUGCCCAGUUGAGCGAGAAACGUACCUUGAUCGUUUGUCACUAAGGUAUGAGAAAGAAGGAAAGCCAUCUGAAUUAGCUGAUAUAGACAUAUUUGUUAGCACAGUAGAUCCUUUGAAAGAGCCUCCACUUAUAACUGCAAACACGGUUCUGUCCAUCCUAGCUGUAGAUUAUCCAGUGGGAAAAGUUUCAUGCUAUGUGUCCGAUGAUGGUGCAGCUAUGCUCACAUUUGAAGCCCUUUCGGAGACAUCCGAGUUUGCAAGAAAGUGGGUUCCAUUCUGUAAGAAGUUUAGCAUUGAGCCACGGGCUCCUGAAUGGUAUUUUGCUCACACGGUUGACUAUCUGAAGCACAAAGUGGAUGCAUCAUUCAUAAGGGAGCGCCGCGCUAUCAAGAGAGAAUAUGAAGAGUUCAAAGUGCGGAUUAAUGCACUGGUUGCAACGGCACAGAAGGUUCCUGAGGAUGGCUGGACAAUGCAGGAUGGGACUCCAUGGCCCGGAAACAAUGUCCGAGAUCAUCCUGGAAUGAUUCAGGUUUUCCUUGGCCAAAAUGGUGUUCAUGAUGUUGAGGGGAAUGAGUUACCUCGUCUUGUCUACGUGUCUCGAGAGAAAAGGCCUGGAUUUGAACACCACAAAAAAGCUGGUGCUAUGAAUUCCUUGGUGCGAGUCUCCGCAGUGAUAUCAAAUGCUCCUUACCUACUUAAUGUCGAUUGUGAUCACUACAUAAACAACAGUAAGGCUCUUCGUGAAGCCAUGUGUUUCAUGAUGGAUCCUACAUCAGGGAAAAAAAUAUGCUAUGUUCAGUUUCCUCAAAGAUUUGAUGGCAUUGAUCGUCAUGAUAGAUACUCAAAUCGCAAUGUUGUGUUCUUUGAUAUCAACAUGAAAGGUUUAGAUGGCAUCCAAGGACCAAUAUAUGUAGGAACGGGGUGUGUCUUCAGGCGGCAGGCACUCUAUGGAUAUGAUGCCCCUGCUAAGAAGAAACCGCCAACAAAGACAUGUAACUGUUUUCCCAAAUGGUGCUGCCUGUGUAGUGGAUCUCGGAAGAAGAAUAGGAAUGUGAAAAUGAGUCCGAGAAAGAAGAUAAAGAAUAAGGAUGUUACAAAGCAAAUACAUGCACUAGAAAGUAUUGAAGAGGGAAUUGAAGGAAUCGACAGUGAGAAGUCAUCACUAAUGUCACAGCUAAAAUUUGAGAAGAAAUUCGGGCAAUCAGCUGUUUUCAUUGCUUCAACUCUUAUGGAAGAUGGGGGCUUUCUGAAGGGAGCAUCUUCUGCAUCACUCUUGAAAGAAGCCAUCCAUGUUAUUAGUUGUGGAUAUGAAGAUAAGACAGAGUGGGGGAAAGAGGUUGGAUGGAUAUAUGGUUCUGUCACAGAGGAUAUUUUAACAGGUUUCAAGAUGCACUGCCACGGUUGGCGAUCCGUGUACUGCAUGCCUAAAAGGCCUGCUUUCAAGGGUUCAGCUCCCAUAAAUCUCUCGGAUCGUCUGAACCAAGUUCUCCGGUGGGCACUUGGAUCGGUUGAGAUCCUGCUGAGCAGGCAUUGUCCUAUAUGGUAUGGAUACGGCUGUGGCUUAAAAUGGUUGGAGCGCUUAUCUUACAUAAACUCAGUGGUUUAUCCUUUGACAUCAAUUCCCUUAAUUGCCUAUUGUACCUUGCCUGCUGUCUGUCUUCUCACCGGGAAGUUCAUAGUACCUGAGAUUAGCAACUAUGCUAGCAUCAUUUUCAUGGCACUCUUCAUCUUUAUAGCUGCAACUAGCAUCCUGGAAAUGCAAUGGGGUGGUGUUGGCAUCCAUGACUGGUGGAGGAAUGAACAAUUCUGGGUCAUCGGUGGCGCCUCCUCGCAUCUCUUUGCUCUCUUUCAAGGAUUGCUUAAGGUUCUUGCAGGAGUUAACACAAAUUUCACUGUCACAUCCAAGGCUGCAGAUGAUGGAGAAUUUGCUGAGCUCUACCUCUUCAAGUGGACAUCAUUGUUGAUCCCUCCUUUGACCUUGCUUAUCAUAAACAUAAUUGGAGUUAUUGUAGGUGUUUCAGAUGCAAUAAACAAUGGCUAUGAGACAUGGGGUCCUCUGUUUGGUAAGCUUUUCUUUGCUCUAUGGGUCAUUGUCCAUCUAUACCCUUUCCUCAAGGGAGUUAUGGGAAAACAUGAAGGUGCUCCUACCAUAAUUUUGGUCUGGUCUAUUCUUCUUGCUUCAAUCUUCUCACUUCUUUGGGUGCGGAUCAACCCGUUUUUGGCUAAAGGUGACAUUGUGUUGGAACUUUGUGGGUUGAAUUGUGACUAGGAAAUGGGAGACUUAAUGCAUGUUUGGAAAUUCUUCCACGGUUGAUUUUGAAGUUAGAAUCAAUUCUGGAAAGAAACAUCUGUGAGUAGCACAGUCUGUUGAAAGAGAAUAUGAUCCAAACAUGUGGUUAGAUGGUUAGAUAUAUUUAUAUACAGAAAAUAUCUGCAAUAUGCAUGAAAUUGUGGUAAGAACUCCCUGCAUGCAGCACAGUCUGUUGAUGACAGCCAAAGGGGCAACGGCAGCAGGUUCAUGUAGAUACAUAGAGCUAUGGCCUGACUCACAAAAAAAACAUUUGAUUUUAGAGUUCCAUUAUUUUUUGUCAUACAUGUUUAUUCUGUGGGUUUAAAAGAUUGAGCCCCCAGAUUACUUUGUAGUGGCAGGGGAAGUAUGGUGGUUGUAAUUUGUAAUCAGAAGUGUUUCCAAAUAGAAGAAAUAGGAUCUAUAGUGGUUUUGUUCUCACUCUCUUGCAUAAUUCUUGCACAUUUAACAAGGCUACCUGUGGAUACCUAUUCGCA
Lotus japonicus is the source of this 4280-nucleotide messenger RNA. Its product is annotated as cellulose synthase A catalytic subunit 2 [UDP-forming]-like. The record is from RefSeq and is a predicted model, not a curated record. Gene Ontology annotation, biological process: plant-type primary cell wall biogenesis; cellulose biosynthetic process. Gene Ontology annotation, cellular component: trans-Golgi network; plasma membrane. NCBI's taxonomy places the organism in Eukaryota, Viridiplantae, Streptophyta, Magnoliopsida, Fabales, Fabaceae. The coding region runs from base 475 to 3765 and encodes 1096 amino acids. Gene Ontology annotation, molecular function: cellulose synthase (UDP-forming) activity. The transcript has 14 exons.